Penicillium olsonii is the source of this 2106-nucleotide messenger RNA. NCBI's taxonomy places the organism in Eukaryota, Fungi, Ascomycota, Eurotiomycetes, Eurotiales, Aspergillaceae. The record is from the annotation of a GenBank genome assembly.
AUGUAUAGUGCGACGAAUGCCGCUUGCGCAAGUCAAGAGUAUGUCAACUUUUCCAGUCGAAGAUACAUCUUGUUGACUGGCAUCCAACAGUGUUCCAAAGAACGACCAGUAUGCCUGCAGUGCAGGCAGCUGAACAAAGAAUGCUUAUAUAGCCCCAAAGUCAGCCGGAGUCCUCUAACUCGACAACACUUGACCUAUGUCGAGGAUCGCCUACACUCAUUUGAGACAGCCCUAGGGAGGCUGUUCCCCGGUGGUGAUCUAGAUGCUACUCUUCGUUCUCUUCUGCAGAAUCCAGAGGCGCCAAGAGCUCCCUCAUCAAAGUCUUCCUCAAGACAUUCUACGCCGGCCAAGCAUGAACAGGAGCCGGCCGAGCCGGCACCUGAGGCUCUUCCCCAACAAGCCGAUGGCUUUGACUGGGCUGAGAAAGAAAUUACCCUUGGGGAUCUGACCGAUGGCAUGGCUGCUCUGUCGAUCAAACCGGAAGGCGCUGGCUACUUUGGAGCUUCUUCAAGUGUUGUUCCCUUGCGAGCAUUGUUUGAUCAUGGAUUUGACUUGAACAUGCCUGUUCGAUCGGCAAGAUCGGGAGGCGUGCCUCUAAAGGCCCAACUUCUCGAAAGUGCCCCAUCAGGGUUAAUUGAGCAAGCCUUUAUCGAUGCCUUCUUCUUGAACUACCACACCAGCUAUCCCUUUGUCCACGAACCAACUUUCCGGGCACAGUUCAAUGACCCAUCUAUCAGGCCGCAUGGAACCGCUUGGCAUAUCCUGCUAAACACCAUAUUGGCUCUUGGAGCAUGGUGCAUUGGUGAUGACAGCUCUGAUCUCGAUAUCACUUUCUACCAAGAAGCGAGAGGAUACCUGCAACAAGCCUCCGUCUUUGAGACUGGAAACUUGACACUGGUCCAGGGUCUGUUAUUACUGAGUAACUAUGCCCAGAAGCGAAACAAGCCAAACACCGGAUGGAACUAUCUCGGUCUGGCUGUUCGAAUGGCCAUGAGCUUGGGUCUCCACAAGGAGUUCCCCGGCUGGAAAAUCAGCCUCCUACAGAGAGAAAUUCGCCGAAGACUAUGGUGGGGAGUGUUCAUCUUCGACAGUGGCGCAGCCAAGACCUUUGGAAGGCCAAUUCUGCUCCCCGAAGAAAGCGUCAUGGACGCCAAGCAAGUUCGAAACAUCCAUGAAGACGAAUUGACCCCAACUACAACCGCACUUCCCGACGAAUCCCUUGGCCCAACCAUAUACUCUGGCUUAAUCGCCCAGGCUCGGUUCCACAUUCUCACCAACAGCGUUUACCAGCGCCUCAUCUCAAGCCCUAGCCUCACGCCCGAAGAUACAUUAAAACUGCAGCAACCCAUUGAAGAAUGGUAUAAUGGUCUUCCAUCCUAUCUGCAACACCCGCAGAUGCCUUUAUCCGUGCAGCCAACCAACCCAGACCCCGAUUCGCUGGCGCUCGUCCGAAACCGCCUGCUGUGGCGAAACUGGAAUCUCACCAUCCUCAUCCACAGGCCAAUCCUACUCCGCUGGGCCUCGAGGCGAUGGGCCCCACUUAGCGGCAUGCCAGGUACCCCAGAUGCAGGAACUGAAGAUCCGUGCGAAACAGAGUGCCGGGUGCGCUGUCUUCAGAAUGCCCGCUUGACCAUCUCAUCGAUCUCCGAGUAUAUGGACAAUUAUAUCUGCACCAGACUGGGCGCAUGGUACAUGCUUUACUUCCUCUUCCAAGCCGGUCUUAUCCCCAUCGUCUUCUUCAUGACCGACCCAUCCAACCCGGAAGCCGCAACCUGGCUGCAGGACAUUGAGACCACCAAAGCCCUUCUCACCCACCCCUCACUUGGCACCAACCGCUUCGCAACUCGCUGUUACGAAGUCAUCAACCGUCUCCUCGGUCCGCCAAUCCCCCCAACACAGGUCAUCCCCACCGCGAACCCCCACGAGGCCCAGCAACAACCAAUGCACCAUAUUCCUCAACAACCGCAGAAUAUGAUGCCAUUCCCCGAACAGCUAUUCAGCGACCCCGGAUUCGGCGGAAGUCUCUUCCCAGUAGAGCAGCAGAUGCAGAUGAAUGCCGGCGGCAUGGACUUUUCAGAAUGGGUGAACUUCCCACCUACAGAGUGA